This is a messenger RNA of Oppiella nova, 2376 nucleotides long. Lineage: Eukaryota; Metazoa; Arthropoda; Arachnida; Sarcoptiformes; Oppiidae. The record is from the annotation of a GenBank genome assembly.
AUGUGCAAUAGGAACCCACCAUGGUGGAACCGGAGGACAAGGAUGGAGAGAUCCCUCUGUGCCAUCGCAGUCAUAGCUCUAGUCAUGUGUAUUGCCAUGACUUUUGCAUUGGCUUUCAUCGGAUAUCACUAUCAAAACCAAUUGGAGUCGAGGGGUUCAGCAAAUCUUCGGCCAACGGCUGAACAACUAGUCAAAGACAGUGAAUCCCAACCCAACGCUAUACAAACCACUCAUAAUAACGACGUGUGUCUAACACCUGGUUGUGUCAAAGCAGCGGCUGAUUUAAUAAAAAAUAUAAAUGAAAAGGUCUCCCCGUGUGAUGACUUCUAUAAAUUCGCAUGCGGGGGUUGGGUCGACAAUCAAGUGAUUCCUGACGACAAGACAUCCGUUUCGGUAUUUUCCUUACUUCAGGACGAACUCAAUAACAAACUUAGAGUUUUGGUUGAAAUGCCGGCCGAAGAAAAAGAGCCAAAAUUUUUUGAGAAAAUGAGGAAUAUGUAUAAGUCGUGUAUGAAUUUAGCUGACAUUGAGAAGGUGGGCAAUACGCCAAUUCUCACUGUUUUGGAGGGUUUGGGCGAUUGGCCCGUCUUAGUCGGUGGCAAUUGGGAUGAAAGCAAAUUUGACUGGCUACAAAUGCUCAUUGAGUUCAGGAAAUUGGGAUUCAGUCACGAUAUUCUUAUGGAUCUAUCCGUUACACCAGAUUUCAGGAACAAUACACAACAUAUUAUCGAUUUAGAUCAGGCGUCGCUGGGAAUGCCUGACAGAAGCUAUUUGUUGCGGGGUUUGAAUGACUCGGCAGUCGCCGGGUAUUACAAGUUAAUGGUCGAGAGCGCCGUUAUGUUAGGCGCUAACAGAUCAGCCGCUGAACACGAAAUGCUCGAAACACUACAGUUUGAGACCAUUUUGGCAAACUACUCACUGCCGCGUGAGGAGCGACGGAAUAUAAGCUUAUUGUAUAACAAAAUGAAUGUAACACAAGUGGCUCUAUUAGCCCCUAAGACCCAUUGGAACAAAUACUUCAACAACUUAUUGAGUGAUUCGGUCACCGAUAAGGAAGAGAUUAUUGUAAACGUACCUAAUUUUAUACGAAAUGUCGACACACUUAUCGCACAAACAAACAAACGGACUUUGGCCAACUAUAUGCUAUGGCGAGUGGUUUUGCAGUCUUUCGCGACAUUAGGCAAGAAAUGGCGUGAAUUGGCUCAGGAGUACAAUACGGUGAUCACGGGUCAGGCCCGGGAAGAGCCGCGUUGGGAGCAAUGCAUGUCUUCACUGACCGGCAGCUUAGGUAUCGCUCUCUCGUCCCUAUAUGUGAGACAUAACUUCAAAGGCGACUCCAAACAUGUGGCUUUAGAUAUGGUUGAGUACAUCCAUCGCGAGUUCCUUAAGAUAUUAGAUAGAGUGGAGUGGAUGGACGACCAGACCCGACAAAAAGCCAAAGAUAAAGCUCAUGCAAUCACGCCAUAUAUUGGAUACCCUGAUGAAUUGUUAGAUAAUGAAAAAAUUACCGAAUUGUAUAAACAUUUGGAAUUGUCUCCAAACGAUUACUUUAAAAAUGUACAAAACCUAAGGCGUUGGUCUACAGACUAUGCUUUCAAUCAGCUAAGAAAACCUAACCUAAAGGGAGAUUGGAGAAAACAUGCAAGAGCUGCAGUUGUGAACGCAUAUUAUAAUGCAUUGGAGAAUAGCAUAGAAUUUCCGGCUGGUAUAUUACAAGGCUCAUUCUUCAGUAGAGAUAAGCCCAAUUACCUAAAUUUUGGUGGUAUUGGGUUUGUGAUCGGACACGAGAUUACUCAUGGAUUUGAUGACAGAGGCCGUCAGUUUGACAAAGACGGGAAUAACAAGAAUUGGUGGGACUCUAAGACUGACAGUAACUUCAAAGAGAGGGCCAAUUGUAUUAUUGAACAGUACGGCAACUAUACUGUACCCGAAAACUCGUUGCAGAUAAACGGAGUGAACACUCAGGGAGAAAAUAUCGCCGACAACGGAGGCAUUAAAGAGGCUUUUAGAAAACCUUUAAAUUUGAAAAAAGCAUACCAGGAGUGGGUGAAGGAUAACGGCGCCGAGAAACCACUGCCGGGUCUCAAUUAUACACCGCAACAACUGUUUUGGAUCAGCGCCGCCAACGUCUGGUGCGGUAAAUACAGACCCGAGGUAUUGAAGCUGAGGGUUCAGGUGGGCUCACAUAGCCCAGCACAAUUCCGUGUGGUCGGACCGGUCUCUAAUCUGCCAGAGUUUGCACAGACGUUCAACUGCAAAGUGAAUUCACCAAUGAACCCAAAGCACAAAUGCUCGGUGUGGUAAUUACUAAUCAUUGGUUUAACAUGAUACCUACAGUGACACAAAACUAUUAGUUAUCAAGUAAUUGUUACAUAA